Messenger RNA from Psilocybe cubensis, 3216 nucleotides. RefSeq lists its product as uncharacterized. The record is from RefSeq and is a predicted model, not a curated record. Lineage: Eukaryota; Fungi; Basidiomycota; Agaricomycetes; Agaricales; Agrocybaceae. Gene Ontology annotation, biological process: cell division. Gene Ontology annotation, molecular function: protein binding. The transcript has 16 exons. The coding region runs from base 1 to 3216 and encodes 1071 amino acids.
AUGAUACCACACUUCUCCAAUCCUCAUUUCCUCCCGAAAGCCUUUGAAACCGUUUCUCGAGCAGAAUUAUAUUGCGAUGACGAUGCAGACAUCUCUCAUACGUGCAGUGAAUCAGAAGUUUCCAGAUUAAAUCAGCUCCUCGCGCAAACUAUCGAAAUCAUACAUUAUACACCCAAGUCUCAUUCGGACCAUGCCAGUGAAAGAAAGAAAAAACGCAGAAAGCUGGAAUAUGCUGCCAAAGUUGAAGGGGUCAUUAACAUUGAACUGGAUGAACAACCUUUGUUCCGGCUUGUUUCGUCCACUUUACCACCUUUGCCCGUCUCUCUUCUUCCCCCACCACCGCCACCGCCAAUAACUCGAGAGCCUGAACCUGAAGAUACUGAAAUUCAAGCUGCUAUUCGCCGAGAACGCGCUCAGAUCGCGUCUAUUGACGGGGAGACAAUUCUUCGACAGUCGAAACCCACUCAGAGCACGUCGACCUUCGAUUUUCAUUUGAAUUUGCGCACGAAACUUGAAAAUCCGAAUCCACCCAUCAUGAUCAUCCGAACUACACAGUUACCGAGAAAGACACGACCUCCUGUUGAAUCCUCUAAACUUUUGAUGUAUCCCUAUAAAUCCGAUAUCUCUACGUUGGUUGUCGAAGCCAUCAAACCAGGAAAGGAUUUCCAAACUGUUGAUGCAGAGACAUCGCAGGCAGAGGUAUCGUUGACUCAUCGACGAAGUAGGAGAAGACAUAAAGCGAACUCCCAGAAUAGAAAGCAUCCUGUGCCGCAGUUUUGGCGACCGAGUUCUUCACUAGAAGGGAAGUGCAGAGGAUACGCGUAUGGAUAUCCAAGCUACAUAGCUGCCGCGACAGGUUCUAUGAAAGAAAAAUAUUCAAGAGAUCGUAUGAAGACUGGGGUUCAUAUAGAUGGCUGGACAUACACUAAGAAAAAGAGUUUGAACACGAUUCCCAGAGGCCACGUUCCGAAAACCAACAUAAGCAUGACUUCGACGCCUCCACGCUCAAAUCUGUUCCCGAUACCUGGUGCAAUGCCACGACUGCCGUCUCCAUCAGGGUCUAGAAAUAGAGGAUCUAUUGGCUCGACGUUUUCUUUUGGCCCUCAAAAUCUAGUUUAUUCAUAUCUCGACGCAAACUCGAGUACAAUGUCCAAUACUUCAGCUGCUUUGGAUCCCAAUCGUUCAACAAUGACGGCCUCUCCUCAAAGAUCUCCUAAGAAACACAGAAAAGGGAAAUCAAGUACAACAAAGCAUCCUCUUGCCAACGAUACAACAGACGUCUUCGCGGAUUCUGAGGACGACGGAGACGAUGAAAGCGAGCACGAGUGGGGGAUGGUAGAUCGCAUGCGUUUGUGGCGACACGACGCGUUAAUGCAGCAUCUUUAUGAUACGGCAGCAUUUUGGGGUGAUAAGAUCCUUAGUUGGACAAAUGACGCCAAUGACGCCUUUUGGCUUGCCCAAACUUAUUUUAUGACCAACCAGUACUCUCGGGCGGAACGACUGCUUACACGGCCUUUUCCUCUAACCUCUUCCAAAAUACCCCAGGUGCCAACAGCCACAAAUGGCCAUGCUCCUCAAUACCAAUCGACUACGAAAGGGAAAGGUCGCGAAUAUGAUGCAUCUCAACUGAUGUUAUCGAUGCCCCGUCUGCCUAUGGGUGCAGGUGGUAUGAUUGAGCUCCCGGAGGAGAUGCAGGACAAGGUGUCACGUCUCGUCGAUAUGAGUGUUGCAUGCAGAUACCUUGCAGCGUUGUGCCAGGUUAGGCAGGGCCACUGGACUGAUGCGUCGGAGAUGUUGGGACAAGCCAAUCCAUUUAAUGGGACAGGCGCUCGGGGACCAGAAGUACGGAACGUAGAUGGGGGUAUAAAGGUCGAGGCAUCUAUGUGCCAUUUGAGAGGCGUUCUGAAUCUGAAACUCAACCGCGGGGAACAAGCAAAACAGUGUUUUAUGGAGGCACUGGCUUUAGAUGUUAAAUGCUACGAUUCAUUCGAACAGCUGGUGUCGAGUGAAAUGAUGACUCCAGAUGAAGAGUGGGAAUUUGUUCAAGGUCUCGCAUACGCUGCUCAAACUCCAGAAGACGCCCAAUUCGUCCAAUUGAUAUACACAACACGUCUCAGAAAAUACAAGCACCAAGCUGAACACGCUCUAACGAGGUCCCGAUUGGUAGAGGAAUACGGCUUAGGGGACAAUCCUGAUGUCCUAUUCAGUUUUGCUGAUGCACUCUAUACAAGCUUUCGUUGGGCCGAUUGCUUUACGAUGACAACAAGGAUCCUUGGACUCGUAAAUAUUCAUAAACCGACAAUGCCACUGCACAUUGCCAGCAUGUACCAUCUGUCUCAUCUACAUUCCAAAUUAUUUAUCCUUGCCCAUGAAAUGGUUGACCGGGAGCCAGAGAACGCACUUAGUUGGUACGCUGUGGGAAUUUGGUACCUGGGCUGCGCCAAAUGGGCGGAGGCUAGACAAUACCUAAGCAAGACGUCACUUAUGGACCCUCGCUUUGCUCCAGCUUGGAUAGCAUUUGGCCACACGUUUGCCCUUGAAGGCGAACAUGACCAUGCUGUUACAGCCUAUUCAACGUGCGCUCGAAUGUUCACAGGGUCCCACUUGCCCCUUUUGUUUGUCGGGAUGGAGCACAUCAUGCUGUCAAACUAUGCAUUGGCUGAUGAAGCUCUGGAAGCUGCAUAUUCAAUGUGCGAUGGCGAUCCAUUGUUGAUGAACGAACGAGCUGUAAUGGCAUAUAAUCAUGGAGAAUAUGGAAAGGCUGCUCAUUUAUUUCAGCAAGCCUUGGAUCUUGCAGAUAUCACUCAGACAUCUCAAAAAGCAUGGGCUACGACCUUUUUGAAUUUGGGGACGUGCUAUCGCAAACUAAAACGUCUUGAAGACGCUCGUGGUGCCUACCAAAAAGUCCUCGAGCUUGAUGCUCGCAAUGCCAUCGCUUUGGGCUUUCUCGGGAUAGUUUACCAUUUGCAGAACGACCUGGAAAAAGCGAUCGUCAAAUACCAUGAGGCCUUGAGUGUUGAUCCUAUUAACCCCCAGAUAUUAGAACUCCUUAACAUAGCGCUCGAUUCUUCCGCGGUCCCUAUUCCUUCCAAAGAAGCUACCGAGGCCGAAUUUGUAACUGCAGUGAAAGCUCUGAAACUCAAGUACAGCCGCAUUAUGAACAAAGGAAAGGAACGGGCAGUGGGUGGCGGAGGUGACGCUAUGACAAUCGGAUAG